AUGGCUACAAGCUAUAUGAAUGUUACUGGACUACAUCCGGAUGCGAUAAUGGACCUGAAAAUUUUCGGUCAACCGCGAGAACUAAGUAAUCCCAUGGAAUAUAUGGACCGCGAAGUUCCUAAAAAUGGUCUAAAAUGGUUCAUCCACCUAAAGGAUCUGGCUGAAAUCACUGCGAAAUACGAUCUCAUACACUUGAUUGCUCGCUUCCUAGAUCAGUGGCUCAGCAUUUACCGCGGCGCCUUAGAAGAACCUAAGCGGGAAGACUGGCUGGCUGUAGCUUACCAUUUCGGCAAUGACAUGAUGUAUCCGGAGAUCGCGAAAUAUAUUGCAUUUCAGAGCCAGGUCGACGAAGGAGGAGCUCUCCUGAUCCCCCAAACAGGACUACCUCUUCAGCCGAUUUCUGUACCUCAUGCGUAUUCUUGUAUCUCUGCUGCUCGAAAGCAAGCGCUGUCCCAGUACCUCGACGUCGUCCGCGAUGUGGUCGCCAAACCGUGUUGCGUACCCCACGUUGACAACCCAGCCCAGAAUAACCACGUCUUAGAACAUUACUUGCAGCAACACAGUUUGUACCCUCAGGAGGACCCUCGACGUACCAGGCUCUCCAUUCUUCAAGUCAUGCACCUCCUCACGGAUGACGAGACAGCUCAUCAUACGAGCUCCCUCGAUCUCAAUAAUCACGUUGCCGGUUGCAACGUGCGUACACGACUGAGUGAUCAGGUGCUGCAGGUUGAUAUGGAACUGUCAUGGGCGGCUAAUGUUACAAUCUUGACUCAGAUAGGCAAAAAUGCUGCCAUAAGAGGUCGUUGCUUGCAUCCCAAGAGUCGUGGUGUUCGACUGAUGCCUCGCGAGUGGAGGAACGAGCGAGAAAUAUUCUCCGGGCAAUCCUGA
This is a messenger RNA of Parastagonospora nodorum SN15, 888 nucleotides long. RefSeq lists its product as hypothetical. The record is from RefSeq and is a predicted model, not a curated record. Lineage: Eukaryota; Fungi; Ascomycota; Dothideomycetes; Pleosporales; Phaeosphaeriaceae. The transcript has 4 exons. Bases 1 to 888 code for a protein of 295 amino acids.